Catharus ustulatus (Swainson's thrush) is the source of this 2639-nucleotide messenger RNA. RefSeq names its product vacuolar protein sorting 72 homolog (gene VPS72). The record is from RefSeq and is a predicted model, not a curated record. Gene Ontology annotation, molecular function: ATP-dependent H2AZ histone chaperone activity. The transcript is spliced from 6 exons. Gene Ontology annotation, cellular component: nucleus. Gene Ontology annotation, biological process: regulation of DNA-templated transcription; chromatin remodeling. The coding region runs from base 48 to 1118 and encodes 356 amino acids. NCBI's taxonomy places the organism in Eukaryota, Metazoa, Chordata, Aves, Passeriformes, Turdidae.
CGGUCCCCGCGGGACGGUCCCGUCAGGCCGCUCAGCCGAGCGCCGAGAUGAGCCUGGCCGAGGGCCGCGCCCCGCGGAGAACGGCCGGGAAUCGCCUCUCGGGGCUGCUCCAGGCCGAGGAGGAGGACGAGUUCUACCAGACCACCUACGGCGGCUUCAACGAGGAGUCCGGUGACGACGAGUACCGCGGGGAGCACUCGGACAGCGAUGACGAGGUGGACUCGGACUUCGACAUCGACGAGGGCGACGAGCCGGGCUCGGAGCAGGACGAGGCCGAGCCCCGGCGCCGCCGCCGCGUCCUCACCAAGGCCUACCGGGAGCCGCUCAAGAGCCUGCGCGCCAAGAAGGCGGAGGGGCCGCGGGGAGGAGCGCAGAAAGGCCGGGAGGUGAAAUCCGUGCCCCUGGAGCUGCAGGAGGAUGUGGGAGACAGCAGGAAGCACAUGCGCCAAUCCACCACGGAGCACACCCGGCAGACGUUCCUGCGGCUCCAGGAGCGCCAGGUGCAAUCCAAGAGGAAAAAGGGAGGCACCAGCUACGAGCGGCCCCUGACCCAAGAGGAGCUGCUGGAGGAGGCCAAGAUCACUGAGGAGAUCAACCUGCGCUCCCUGGAGAACUACGAGCGCCUGGAGGCCGACAAGAAGAAGCAGGUGCAGAAGAAGAGGAAAAUCGUGGGCCCCGUGAUCCGUUACUGGUCCCUGACCAUGCCCCUGCUGCCCGAGCCCGGCCGCGACGACCCCGUGGACGUGGAGGGGCUGGACCCCGACUCCCACCCCACCACCGCCCCGCCGUCCCCGGGGAAAUGCUCCCGCACCUUCAUCUCCUUCAGCGACGACGCCACCUUCGAGCGCUGCUUCCCCAAAUCCAAACCUCCGCGGCUGCCGGUGCGGGAGCUGUGCCCGGUCACCCACAAACCGGCUCUUUACCGGGACCCCAUCACCGACAUCCCCUACUCCAACGCCCGCGCCUUCCGCAUCAUCCGCGAGGCCUACAGGAAAUACAUCACGGCCCACGGGCUGCCCAGCGCCGCCGCCGCCGCCAUGGCCGCGCCCGGGGACAGCCCCGGGGCGCGCCCGGGGAGGCAGAAAAUCGUCAUCAAGCAGAGCGUUCCCAGCGCCUGAAAUCUGGGAUUUGGGAUGUUGGGGGGUUGGGAUUUCAGGAUUGACGGCGGUGAUGGAUUUGUUGAGGGGUUUCUCAUCCAAAAUGGUGGAAAACGGUCAUGAGACAAAGUGUUCCCAGAUUCUGAAAUCCUGGGAUUCUGGGGUAUUGGGAUAUUGGGUUGUUGGGAUGUUGAGAUAUUGGGAUUUCAGGAUUUGGGAUGUUGGGAGACGGUGUCAUCAACACCGGUGGUUUCGUUGAAGGAUUUCCAUCCAAAAUGGCGGAAAACGGUCAUGAAGCAAAGUGUUCCCAGUGCCUGAAAUCCUGAGGUUUUGGGGUGUUGGGAUUUUGGGAUUUGGGAUCUUGGGAUGUUGGGAUUUCAGGAUUUGGGAUAUUGGGAGAUGGCGUCAUCAACAGCGAUGGUUUUGUUGAAGAGUUCUCAUCCAAAAUGGCGGAAAACGGUCAUGAGGCAAAGUGUUCCCAGUUUCUGAAAUCCUGGAAUUCUGGGGUGUUGGGAUUUCAAGAUUUGGGAUCUUGUGACGUUGGGAUUUAGGGGUGUUGGGAUUUUGGGAUUUCAGGAUUUGGGGCGUUGGGAGAUGGCGUCAUCCACAGCGAUGGUUUCGUUGAAGAGUUCUCAUCCAAAAUGGCGGAAAACGGUCAUGAAACAAAGUGUUCCCAGUGCCUGAAAUCCUGGGAUUCUGGAGUUCUGGGAUUUUGGGAUUUUGGGUUGUUGGGAUAUUGGGAUUUCAUGAUUUGGGAUGUUGGGAGAUGGCAUCGUCAACAGCGAUGGUUUUGUUGAAGGGUUCCCGUCCAAAAUGGCAGAAAACGGUCAUGAAGCAAAGUGUUCCCAGUUUCUGAAAUCCUGGGAUUCUGGGGUGUUGGGAUUUCAAGAUUUGGGAUUUUGGUGUAUUGGGAUUUGGGGUAUUGGGAUUUUGGGAGAUGGGAUCAUCCACAACCAUGGUUUCGUUGAGGAAGGCACACCAAGGACGUCAAAAAAUCACCAAGAAUUGCCCAAAAUCCCAGUGCCCGAAAUCCCAGGAUUUUGGGAUGUUGGGGUUUAGGGAUAUCAGGAUUUGGGAUUUAGGGAUAUCAGGAUUUGGGAUUUAGGGAUAUGGGAUCUUUGGGAAUGAUGUUUUUUUGGGGGGUCACUGUUCACCAGGGGUGUUGGAGGAGGAAAUAAAACGGAGUUGGGGGUUGGUUUGUGUGGGGUGGUGGGAGAUCCCACAAAAAUUUGGGAUGGGAGCCACUUUUUCCAGGAAAUCCUACAGAAAAUUUGGGGUGGGAUCCCUUUUUCCAGGAAAUCCUAUAGAAAAUUUGGGAUGGGAGCCCCUUUUAGAGGAAAUCCUACAGAAAAAUUGGGAUGGGAUCCCUUUAUUUUCGAGGAAAUCCUAUAAAAAAUAUGGAAUGGGAUCCCUUUUUCCAAAGAAAUCCUACAAUCAACAAACUUCACGAACCCUUUAUUUUCCAGGACACCCUACAAAACUCUUUAUGGGAUCCCCUUUUUCCAGAAAAAUCCUAAAAUAAACUUUAUGGGAUCCCCUUUU